AUGGAGUCAAACCAGUCCAGCCAGAAGUUAGCGUCCUCCCCAAACGCUCAGGGAAAUGGAACUUCUGGAGGCAGCGGACCAUGGCGCGGCAGCCGUGGGGGUCGGCCUGCGUUCGCGCAGCCUAAUCAGUGCCAGAAACUGUCUCCCGAAGAGAAAGCUGCUUUCACCGCCGAUUGGAAGCAGCUGCAACAGGACAACAUAUCUUCUGCUGACUACUACUUUAAUUCAUAUGCACAUUUCAGCAUCCAUGAGGAAAUGAUUAAAGACUCUGUGCGCACCUGUAGCUAUCAACGAGCAAUUAUGGACAACGAACAUCUGUUCCGAGGGAAGGUUGUGCUGGAUGUUGGCAGUGGGACUGGUAUACUUUCCCUCUUUGCCGCUCGAGCUGGUGCUAAGCACGUUUACGGCAUUGAGUGCUCUGAGAUUGUGCGCAUUGCCCGGAAGAUUGCAGCAGCUAAUGGGUUGGAAGAUCGCGUAACGUUUGUCGAAGGGAAGGCUGAAGAUAUUGAACUGCCGGUGGAAAAAGUCGAUAUCAUCGUUUCAGAAUGGAUGGGAUACUUUCUUUUAUAUGAGAGCAUGCUUGAUACAGUGAUUUACUGCAGGAAUAAAUGGCUCGCAAAGGAUGGACUGCUCUUUCCAGACAAAGCGCACCUAUACCUUGCAGCAAUUGAAGAUGCUGAUUACAAAGAGGAGAAAGUUGGAUACUGGGACAACGUGUACGGUCUCGACUUCUCCUGCGUCAAAUCCUGUAUCAUGGAAGAACCCAUUGUGGACACGGUCGACGAUGGUGCAGUUGCGACAACAUCGUGUUGUGUGUUGGAAAUCGACCUCGCCACAUGCACUCCAGAGGAUUUGGAUUUCUGCGCCGCGUACAGUAUACAGCUGAGGCGGAAGGAUUUCCUCCAUGCUUUUGUUGCAUGGUUCGAUGUAGUGUUCAGCAAGUGCCACAAGCCGGUGGUCCUAAAUACGUCUCCUCAUAACCGUUACACUCACUGGAAGCAAACAGUAUUCUACAUGGAGCAUGUGCUUGUGGGGGAGGUUGGGGAUACGGUGAAGGGCCUUAUUGCCGUAAAGAAGAACAAGAAGAAUCCAAGGGAUCUGGAUAUUAAGAUAUCUUAUGCAUUCGAAAACCGCCAUACCGCGAAGCCCAUAGCAAACACACAAUUCUACAGACUCAGGUAG
Cyclospora cayetanensis is the source of this 1182-nucleotide messenger RNA. RefSeq names its product protein arginine N-methyltransferase 1. The transcript has 5 exons. NCBI's taxonomy places the organism in Eukaryota, Apicomplexa, Conoidasida, Eucoccidiorida, Eimeriidae. Gene Ontology annotation, cellular component: nucleus. Gene Ontology annotation, molecular function: protein-arginine N-methyltransferase activity. The record is from RefSeq and is a predicted model, not a curated record. Gene Ontology annotation, biological process: peptidyl-arginine methylation. Bases 1 to 1182 code for a protein of 393 amino acids.